UGCGCGGCCGUCGAGCGCGGGAACGGCAGAACGAUAAAUACGAGUAGCGAUAACUGGCCACAAGAGUUCGCGCCAUGUUCGCGAUAGCGCUCCCUAUCGCUGUCGUGUUGGUGUGCGCCACCGCGAGGCAGCCCGAGCUGUCGCCGGUAGGCGCAUACGGAGCGAACAAAGACGUGGACCCGGAGUUGUAUAGAGAUGUGAUGCCGUAUGAGCUCUACCCCCAGUAUGAUGACAGUCCAAGAAUGUACUCUAUUAACAAGGAGGAUCUGAUGAACUACCCCCGCCCGAUCACUCCUGAAAACCUGCUGGAUAAGGAGAUCGCCGUACUCCGCCGCUGGGAGGGUAUGGAACGCCAAGAACCACCAAAGCAAGAUCCCUACAGCUUGUUUCUAGAAUACAAUAAAGACCAACCUUCAAUUAUGUUGGCUAAAAUCCUGGGCCUCGGGGCAGACUACCGCAAGUUUUCUGAACUCCCACCCAACCUAAGAUCCUUUAAGACCUUCGAGCAAAAUCGCGAUGUAGAGUCCGAAGAUAGACUUGAGAGCCAAGUCCGGAAGACCGAGGAGGAGAAGAAGACCGAGGAGGAGAAGAAGACCAAAGACGAGAUCGAGCUGGAGACGCUGGAGCAUAAGGAGAAGAGCAGGAAGUUCGCUUUGACACCGCUGGAUGAGGGGUACUAUGACACGGAGGAUAGCGCAGAACCAAAAGAUAACCAACUAGUGGAGCCCCGCAAGACGAGGCAGAAUCCGAACUGGAGUAGGUCCAAAUCUCUGGUCGCUGACAACUUGGAUGAACUGCGUGUGGGCGUGGCUAAUAAGGUCUACCGUAUACCUGUCUCCUUACUGCCAACAAAUCUGCGCGUGUUGAAAAUAUCACAGGCUAAUACGGAGAGCAGCACUGAUGGGGCCACGGGAAGCACGAUGAGGCCCCACCACAUUCACAUCAUAGAGACGGUGAACCCAAAACCGGUGGAUACCAUCUACAGCAACGCUCUGCUGGCAGCGAUCGGCGCGGCCGUGUCCAUGGCGCUAGUCGGUUUGGUCUUCGGAUGGUAUGCUAUCAUAUAUCUGCCCAGUCUCUCGAAGAAGGCUAAAGCAGCUGCUGACGUGGACUACCCCGCGUACGGCGUCACCGGCCCCACCGUGGACCCCAGUGGCGACAGGAAGCUGGCCCACUCUGCCCAUAUGUACCACUACCAACACCAGAAACAACAGAUCUUGGCUAUGGAAAGGAGCUGCAUGGGCCGCAACGGAUCCGUGUCUGACCCGGAGUCGGAGGACGAAAACGAGGAGGGAGACUACACCGUGUACGAGUGUCCUGGAUUCGCUACUACUGGGAACAUGGAGGUGAAGAAUCCCCUCUUCAACGAGGAGCCGACACCAGCCUCGCCCGCCAAGAGCGAGGAACCAACCAACCAACCCAAAGAUGAUGAAUAAAUUCGAUUCUACCGUUACGUAUUACCAUACUGUUUACGUCAAUUUACUAUACUGUGUCUACAUAGCUAUCGUUUCAUUAGCAACAAAAAAAACAACAAAAAAAGUUACUUUUAUUAUGCGUUUUUUUUUUAGGUACACAGUUGGACUCUAGAUUUUAUAUAUGUUCAGCUUUUUUAUUGAGUUCAAUAGUGUAUUUUAUUUAAAUGAUUAACAUUUAUAUUUGUUGUUUCGUUGUUAUAAAAUAUUUAUUUGUAAAAUUCAUGUUACACUUUAAUUGGCCUAUUCCUAGUCAAAAUUACAGGUUUUUAUUACGCUAAGUUAUUAUCAUAUUACAAAUAUAAAAGAUUUAUUAAUCGUUACAUAGAGUAAGAAAAUAUAUUAUUCGCUUCAAAAGAUUUGCUCGGUGUUAGUUGUAAGAAAAUUAUUUACAAGUAUCAAAUAUUAUCGUAAGAAACUUGACUAUGAAUUUAUGAGAAUGUUUUAAUGUACCAAUAGGCUAAGUGUGCUCAAGUCCUAUGCUUUGAUUGUGCUGGUAACAAAAACUAUCACAGCCUCACAAACUAAAGCUUUUGACAUAAAGCACCAUAAAAUAAAAUAAUUUACGAUUUUACGAGAUUUUUUUCAAAUUCGAUUCCAAU
Molecule: messenger RNA, 2074 nt
Organism: Colias croceus (clouded yellow)
Lineage: Eukaryota; Metazoa; Arthropoda; Insecta; Lepidoptera; Pieridae
Product: protein cab-1
Exons: 9
Coding region: 75-1436 (453 amino acids)
Cellular component (GO): membrane
Source: RefSeq, a predicted model, not a curated record